This is a messenger RNA of Dendroctonus ponderosae (mountain pine beetle), 3706 nucleotides long. RefSeq lists its product as uncharacterized. The transcript has 7 exons. Bases 275 to 3241 code for a protein of 988 amino acids. The record is from RefSeq and is a predicted model, not a curated record. NCBI's taxonomy places the organism in Eukaryota, Metazoa, Arthropoda, Insecta, Coleoptera, Curculionidae.
CUCAAAAGUUUAUAACAAACGAUUUAAAUAAAUCCAUUAUGGAAUUAUGCCUGGUCUAUAGCAAAAUGACUUAACAUUCAGCAAAAAGUGGACUUUUUCACGGCCCAGUCAAUUCCAAUCUUCGCUUCAGUUCGUUGCAGAUUUAAGAAAUUUCGAUUAUUCAAAAAUUAGCAGAACAAGACUUUCUUGGUUACGUGCCCCGAGUGGUGGGACUUGUAUAUAACACAAUUCGUGGGUGUCAAAUGCAAUUUUUGUGUUUUGUCUAUCCACGAAGAUGCUUCUGCAUAGAAGAAGCAUAGUUCUUGAGGUGUGUUUAGUGCUCAUAGUGGCACAAGCCGCCUCGUCAGCCGACUACGACUACAAACCGACGAAAAAAGACCAUUACUCCGGGUAUUCCGACAAGCAAAAAGAGCCCGACUACAUCAAACUGUUCGAGGAAAGCCAACCAUCCGCUUCCAAUAACGACGAGAAAAAGUCGAACUACUAUGGCUUCGUGAAUCCUGCUGAGUUCGAAGCCUUCUUCAGUUCACCCCUUCAAGGAUUUGGUGAGCAAAGCGGCAAAGAGUCGAAAUCGCCGCAAUCAUUCGCAGCCUCGCCCAAAGCGGAAGCGGAUCCUUUCGAAGGAUUUGAUGAGGACGAUAAAGAGGAAGCUUCCGAAGACAAUCCUUUGCACAAGGACUAUUUCGAGGAAAGCAAAAAGGCGCGCAAGGCUGAAGAAGACGAUGUGAAUCCGGGCCCGUACUACGAUAGCCACCAAAUCCCCGUUCCGGAUGUUUACGGCAACGAGGAGCGCGCUCAGAGCAAAGACGAUGUCGAAACCAUCCCUCCGCCCUUGAAAGGCAAGCAUAAGAAGAAGAAAGUCAAGGCCUCCAGCAGCGCUCCAGACUACGAAAUCUUCCACGGCUACGGAACGUACGAGCCAUUGACCAAAUCCGAGGGCCAAGCUGAGCAAUCCAAGCUCGACCCACUAACCUACUAUGGAAUUAAGAACAUCGACUACAACACUGGAAAGUCUUCAUCUUCAGUGUCCCAACAUCCAGCAGCCAGCUACGUUGCCAGCCGCAAGGUGCCAACUUCCACGCUGAGCCCUUAUGAGCAGUACGGCUUCGAACCUGCCGCUUCCAACUACGAAGCUUUGCAGUCAAAGUACUUCGAAUCGGUGGCCACCACUCGAAGCCCCUUGAAGAACUCAGAAAGCGCCCACUUAAACGGAGAAGACCAGGAUGGGGGGACUGCGUCCUCCAACAAGGCGGAAAGCACCCAGAACAAAGACUGCAGGAAAAUCGAGGGACCAGAAAACGCCGACGGCAUGAACUGCUUUGUCUGUGAAAACGCCGUGAACAAAGCCAAAUACACUCAGUGCUCGUACACGUCCAGCGAACAGCCCGUUAACCAAUACGCUGGAAGCUCCAUCCGGUACUCAACCCCAGUGAAAGCGCCAGCAAGCUUCCUAAGGAACAAGAGAAGCUCAGAAAAGGACAGCUACAAAGACGACCCUUACUACAUAGUGUCGGAGCGCAACCGAAAAUACUUCGAGGACUACGAAAAAGACCACGAAGCGGCUCAGAGUGAACGGGAAAAGGACUACAACUACGAGCCCUUCGGCCCAGAAGAAUACGAAAGCUACUCAGAGUCGCAAAGCUCCGAACUGCUCAAACAGCCGGGGGCGUGCACGAAAGUCGACCGCGAUGGAAUGACCUGCACGGUAUGCAAAGACCCGAAAACUGGCGGCAAUUUCGAGCAGUGCUCAUACACAUCGGCCCCCAAAGGCCAAACAUACGCCUACGUGGCCGAGAAGAAGUACGACAGCGACAACGACGACAACCCAGAAGAAUCAAAAGUGGUCACCAAAGCGAACGAAGGAGGCGAAGAAGAGAGCGAAGAAGACCCGCAGAAAGGCUCCUCAUCAGCGCCGGUUCCCCAAAGCGCUGAAGCCCCCGAGGAGAAAUUCUCGUCAGCAACUAAAAGCAAAAUCGAAAAAGACGCGACACCUGAACUGGCAGUUGCCGCUUCGGAAAUCUCCAGUCAGAUCGUCAAAAGCCCCAUUCCUGAACUGGCCGUGGCAGCUUCGGCCACCAAGAGCCAAAUAAGACCCAGCCCGGAUAAAUCCAUAGCUGGAUCAGCGGCGAAGAGCGCAACUGGCCCCAUUCCAGAACUGACCGCAGCUGGCACCACCAUCGACGCCACUGGAGGCGCUGAAACUGAAGAAGACGAUGACGAGUCGUCGAGCGAGGAAGAAUCUGACGACGCCGAAACCAAGAAGAAAGAGAAGCAAGCAGAGGAGGAUCUCUAUGGACCCUCGUACUUCAACUAUGGGGAACUGAAAAAGGACAAGAAACUGGUUGACGAUGACCCCUACGAUGUACCUGAGCACUUUGCAGAGAGCAUAAACAAGGAGAAGGCUUCAGACAGUGAUGACUACAACUUUGACGAGUACCACUACAAACUCUUCCCCGAGCUGAACAAUGAAAACGCCGAGUCGAGAACGGAGGAGCAGGUAACUGAGCCAUCUGAGCAAAAGCAGCACGACGUGGAAGAGGUUCUAGCCGAAUUCGCCAAGAAGGACCGCUCCAACUGCAAAAAGGCGGAGAAGAAUGGCAUGACCUGCUUCCUUUGCGUUGACCAGAACAAAGUGCAACAUGAAGAAUGCAUGUACAUUGCCGAAAGCAAGCCCAAGCCCACUCACAUCGCUUAUCACGAAGUGCAGCGGCUAAAGGACCCCAAAGGCGAGCACCAGCCCUUCGCGCUGGACGAAUCGGAAAAUGAAGAAGAGUCCAAGAAGGUCGAAACCAUUGCUUCCACGCCCCAGUCCGUUGCAGACCUGCUGCAGCCGCAGGCCUCCGAAACCAGCAAGAGGAAGAAGUUCUUUAAAAAAGUGAUCACCAAUCCUCAAGCUUUGUCUAAUGUUGAGCUUACCGCUGCGGCUUCAGGCAUCCAGGAAUCAGUGGUAGUACCAUUCGAAAAGGAAAAGAAAAAAUACGUGAAGCAGACCAUCAAGGACUCGAGGGCUUCGGGAAGCGCUCCUGACUCAGAAAGACUGCAGGAGGAAGAAGGCGCCAAGAAGCAGGACGCUGAGGAGCCAGAGGCGCCGAAAGAAAUCGACGUUGAUGACGAAGAAGGCGCCUACAGCCACGAAACCAAACCAGUUUUCAGUAAACUGUAUGGAACCACCUUGCCCAGGUACAUGGUAGAAAAGACAGAGUUUGAAAAAGAUUUUGAUGCCGCGUCUGGCUUUGCUUAAGUCCCAUUUCAAUUCUAAACUAAACCGAAUGUUGCAAUGAUUUCGGGCGAACUGGGGGAUUUUAAGGUUGUAUUUUUCUGAACGAUUCAGGUUGAAUGGCGGCAAUUAUUUAUUAUCUCAACUGGACAAUGGGCAAUGGUUAAGUUUAAUAGUGUAGGGCAACGAUGGGCAAAUGGUAAAAUCGUCAAUGGAGAGUGACAAUGCUUUGCCAUUUGACUGUUCAAAUUAGCUUAGUAAUUUGCAUUAGAAACUGUUAUUACCACAACUAAAUAUGGCCUUUAAAUCUCGAGCGACAAAUCGUCAGCAGGAAGAUCAAAUUGUACCUUUCUUCUAAUCCCCUACUAUUUAAUCCAGUUUUGGAGUGUGAUAUGCAAAUUUUUUGACAUUUGUUAAAAAAAAACGUUGUUGUAAAAUGUUUCCAACUAGUUCCUAAGCCCUAUUAUGUUACGUUGUUGUUUGUUAUGA